UUCCCUUUUUCUCGUGCUAGCGUGGAAGAAAAAACUCGCCAAGACGUGGGCCGAAAUCAAGAAAGGUCUCCAAUCGCUGUGGAUGACUACGCUUUGCAGCCCUUGGAACCAAGGUCAGCGGGACGAGUAUCCUUCAAAGGCGUUGGCGAACUUUCUGUACACGUCGAACUUUAGCAGCAAAGAGAUGGAUGAUAUACUGGUGGAGGAAUGCAAUAAUAGGAACACCGUCUAUGUGCUGAAUUCCAGCUACCGAUACGGGAACAUGGACAUGAUAGAGCUGUUCGGUACGCCGGCUGGCCGUGCGCUGACGGUGAAUAAUAAAACUGCAGCCGAAUUGCACCAGAACCGUCGGACCGUAGCGGGCGGAAGUAGCAGCAGCAGCAGCAGCAGUACGACCGAUUCCCAUCUGUGCCCGAGCACGAUCGGUGGUCUGCUGACGGGUAGCCUCCAUCCGGCCAACAUCAGCAGCAUCAAAAUCAGCGGGCCCGAUACCGUCACCACCGCCGGUCAGCAUCACUUCAUCGAAUCGAGCGAAUUCAUUAGAUUUGCAUCGUCCAGCAAGGCCGCACCGUCUGUCACCUCCAUCGCCUUUCGCAACAAAUGUAGCAGUAAAAGCGCCGACAUUAGCAGCAGUAAAACUGGGCCGGCCCAUCUCGACCAACCGGCGAACAGGCGAAACAAUUUGAAAAUGGCCAAAUUUUGGAAGCUCUUCGACGAGGACCGGUUACGGAAGGCUAACAGCACGGAACGAAUCGGCGAUAAGCUGCGGCAAAGGUGGGUUGCAACACCACCGCUGGAGCGGGUGGAAACGGUUGACAAAUCUGCAAAUGAUUUGUACAGCGAGGCGGCCCAGCUGCUAGGUAUCAAGUGUUCCCUGACCGACAGCUGCCGGUGCAUAGAUUGUCAGAGUCAGUACUUUGAUUGUGACGAUGACGCGGACGCAUAUUCGGAAUAUUCCGAUAAGUCGUUCGACAUGGAGGACAAUUUGUUCACGAAUCGAUCAUAUUAUAAUGAUCUCUCGACGGAGCCGGGUGUGCCAGAUGCAGAUACCUUCGGUACCACCACCAUCAGUGACCGUUUGAACCAAGCCUCACACAAUGGCAACGGCUGGGACACGGAGGGCAACGGGGUGCCGGAUGAUGUCAAUGGUAAUGAAUGCGAACAUUAUUUGCAUAGCACCCACAAUUCGUCUUCAUUGAAUUUAGCAUUGGAUGCAGGACAGCUACCGGCAAACGACCGAUCUCAAUUGCCAAUUGAUACGUCCGAAACCGAACGCCCCAACGGUAGCCACCAACCGGUGCCGGCUGUACCGUCCGAUGAGGAAUGUGCCAGCGGCAUAAAGGUUGCAUGAGACAGGACAUUGGCUUUGGAAGAAGCCAACGACGAUACUUCAGCAACAUUUUCAGCCACUGUCAAGGAGGAGGAAAGCAUCGUGCUGGUGACGGUGGAUGGGUACAGCUGUACCGGCGCACCCGGGAAGGAGUGCGCCUGUUCGGGCUGCUAGCAUUUUCGAUUCGUUUUAUUUAUUUACACUUCGCCCGAUAGCCAAUGAUAGCAAUAAUUUGUGCUCGUAAAGUAACAAAAAAAAAAACCGGGACUAAAUUAGUCCCCGAGACGGGACGGGGACGUGCUGAUGAUUCGUUUUGUAAAGCUGUGAUUGACGAGUGCGCCACGAAAGUAUUGCAUGUAAUGGCUUUGAAAAAAAAAAUAGCGAACAAAAAAGAAAAAUGGCGAGUGGCAUAAUUCAUACUUGACUGCGUGCGGAGGAUAAACGUUUACGGAAAAAAACGUUUGCUACCAAAAAGCUAAACGUAUUGUGUGUCGGUUUCGUUUAUAUCGGCGCACGGGUUUAUAUUAACCGUUUGGUACUUAAUGUUUUCAACCCGAUAUACGUAAAUAUGGUAUCAUCGAUUGCAGUCGCACAUUUGACGUUCCAGGCCCUGUUAUGAAGCGCCUUAAAUGAUAACGCAAGUAAAUAAUAUAAUUCAACAUAAAUCAUCAACCAUCAUCAAGCACGGUGAAAUGUUUUGUUUAACGUUUCUAUCUUCAACUACAACAACUACAAUAAAAAAAAUGCAAACUUAAGCCACCGAAGGAAACAAUAUCAUUUCUCUAUCUUUAAACAAAAAAACCCCAAUAUCUCAUGCCCAACAUGUUCAAGUGUUCAAACUGAUAGUCAUGACGUGAAGCAUGACGUGAGAAAGAAUUUACUGCAAGUAAGCAAGCAGAUCGAAAACAAAAAAAUACUGUUAAAUACUUUCCAUUAAAUGGACCAACUGCUUUGGUCCGACAAGACCAACAAUAAAAAAAAAAACCCCAACACGCAGCACUAGUAGGAUAAAGUUCGAUGUUUUAGUAGAACAGCAGGCGGAACAGCAAAACAAAACAAAGGAAAAAGUUUAAAACACAAACUGCUUGGUUAAAACGACUCGUUAAAAACGCUCCAACUCGCUCCUUAAGGUAUUACGAACCAUUAAAUUCCGCAUUCCCUCGUUGCAAAUGGGCAGGUGAGUAGUGAGCCAAAGAUGACGUAUUGUGAAGCAUUCUGCAUAUGACUAUGAACGUUUUUGCCAAAACCAACCAAAAAUCAAAAAUAUACAAACCCUUAAAUAAAUAUGUGUAAAUGUGAAUGUGUCGUGCAUCAAAGUACAUGAAAUCCUUGUUACAUUGUAUAUGCCUUUGUACCUUAAUGGGUGGAAAAAACAAACAAACAAAAUCAUGAAAAUCAAAGCUAAAUUUAUAAUAUGAGCGAAAAGGAAAAGGAAAAACAACCAACCGUGGAAGCGAUACGCUACCGGCCACCAAGCCAUUAACUUAGCGAGUGAACCCUAUUUAUUAUAUUUUACCCAAAACUCUAUUCGAUUCAGCCGAACCGAUUGUUAUUAUUAGGAUGAUAUUGUAUGUGUCGCAGCAACCAAAGAGAGGAUUUAUUGCAAGGGUAUAGCGCAAAUACGCGAACGAGCCAAAUCAAGUAACACAGUAAACAAUUAUGUACCCCAACACAAACAAACACACUCAAAGACACUUUACUCGGUAUAAAGAUUCGGAACAAAAUGGUGGGAGGACAAGCGGUGAAAGAGCCGAGCGGAAAGCUAUUAAGCGUUAGAAAAGCUGUUGGUAAUGAUGAUACUUUCAAUAAAAGUUUAAA
Molecule: messenger RNA, 3148 nt
Organism: Anopheles moucheti
Lineage: Eukaryota; Metazoa; Arthropoda; Insecta; Diptera; Culicidae
Exons: 7
Coding region: 83-1351 (422 amino acids)
Source: RefSeq, a predicted model, not a curated record